This is a messenger RNA of Petromyzon marinus (sea lamprey), 2802 nucleotides long. RefSeq names its product taspase 1 (gene TASP1). Lineage: Eukaryota; Metazoa; Chordata; Hyperoartia; Petromyzontiformes; Petromyzontidae. Gene Ontology annotation, biological process: protein maturation. The record is from RefSeq and is a predicted model, not a curated record. Gene Ontology annotation, molecular function: threonine-type endopeptidase activity. Gene Ontology annotation, cellular component: cytoplasm.
UCUUUACUUCCGGGUCACAGUCCGCCCCAGCCCCGGCUCCCCUCCCGGCGCUGCUGGCACCGUGGGAGAGGCUCCGCGCCGCGUCCCUGCCGCUGCCCGCGCCCUCCCCGCGCCCUCCCCGAGGGUGUCCGGGCGCGAGGAGGCUGUCGGCCCCUCUCUCUCUGGCUCGCUCCACCGUCCGCCUCGCUCGGCAGCCCGCGAUGUCGUCGUAGCAGCCGCCUGGCUGACGAGUCUGGCUGAACGGGCGGGCGGGCAGGGCCUGGUCCCCCUUGGGAAAGAUUUGGCUCCCAAUCCAGGGCGUCGCAACGUUCCACGGGCAAUCCGAACCUCGCUAAAGACUGGGCGUUACAGCAGCAUGCCUCCGUGUCCCCGGGCCGCCCAGCGCCAUGCAGGAGGCUCCUGCCCCGCCCGCCGCACGGCCCCGCGCCACCGGAUUUGUCCUCGUGCACGCAGGAGCAGGCUUCCACUCGGAGGCCAAAGCCAGGGAGUACAAGCAGGUGUGCCGCAGGGCCUGCCGCAGGGCGGCUGAGGAGCUGCGCGCCGGCGCGGGCUCCCUCAGGGCGGUGACGGCCGCGCUGGUGGAGCUGGAGAACUCCCCGCUCACCAACGCGGGGACGGGCUCGAACCUGAACAUCGCGGGCGAGGUGGAGUGCGACGCCAGCAUCAUGGACGGCGAGGCGCUGCACUUUGCCGCCGUGGGGGCCCUGAAGCGUAUCAAGAACCCCGUUCUGGUGGCCAACAAGCUGCUGCUGGAGGGGAGCAAGGGCAAGCUAUCGGCCGGCCGUGUCCCACCAUGCUUCCUCGUGGGCGAGGGCGCGCUGGCCUGGGCGCUGGCGCACAGCAUCCCGACGUGCGCCGAGGAGUCGCUGGUGACGAAGCUGAGCGUCUCCGUCUUCAAGAGGAACAAGCGCAAGCUGGAGAUGGCAGAGGAAUCGCAGACUCUGCACAAGCGAAGGAGGCUGUCGGCGCAGGCGGAGGCCGCGGCGGCGGCGGCGCCGCUCGACACGGUCGGGGCGGUCGUGAUCGACGCCAGCGGGCACGUGGCGGCGGCCGUGUCGAGCGGCGGCCUGGCCAUGAAGCACCCGGGCCGCAUCGGCCAGGCGGCCAUGUACGCGUGCGGUUGCUGGGCGGAGGACGCGAGCGCCGCGAACUCGCACGCCACGGCCGUGAGCACGUCGGGCUGCGGGGAGCACCUCAUGAAAACCAUGCUGUCCCGCGAGUGCGCCCUCGCCAUGCAAGCCGAGGACGCCCACCAGGCCCUGCUGCACACCAUGCAGCACAAGUUCAUCAACUCUCCCUUCCUGGCCGGAGAGGACUGUGUCAUGGGCGGGGCCAUCGUGCUCCGGCACCAGAGCUGCAAAGAUCCGGGGGGCGAGUCGCAGCCCCCGCCGCCGAUGCUGGUGGAGUUUCUGUGGACGCACACGACUGACAGCAUGUGCGUCGGAUACAUGUCGACAGAGGACAGCAAGCCAAAGACCUCCAUCUCCAGGCUGCCUCCGGCUGCCGUCUCCGGCCGCUCUGUUGCCAUCGAAGGUGGUGUCUGCAGACUUGGCGGUCCGCCAUGCUAAACAAAGCACAGAGGUCUUUGUAAUUAAAGUGGAAUGUCCUCCCCAAUCAAGUGAGUUUGAGGGUGUGCUCAUAUUCAUUUAUAAGUUUAGCCGGAGCUGUCUCGGGCUAAACAAACUCUAGUAAAUAUAUCCCUGCCCUCCUUGCCUAACCCCCCCCCGCCCCCAACCAAUAAAAAUCCAUGAGAAAUAGCCAGUGGUGGAAAUUCCGUAUUACCAUGGAGGACAUGAGUCCUUCCUUAGGAUUACCACCUUGGUUCAUGUCCUAUGUUUUCCGAUGUUGUGACACAAUCACACAAUGGUACUUGUAGACCCCAGUGGUUGAGGGGUCAUGUUAACUCCACCCCAACUGGGUUUGAAUUCGCACACUUUUCCCGAUUGUGAAUUGCAAUCGUAUGACUGUCAAUGUAAAUCUUUAAUAUUGCUACCUUGAUCCACCUUUUUGUAAGCAUGGUUAGAAUUACCAAAACGCAUUGUAAAAGUGUUUCCAAAUGUAAAUGUAUAUUCUGCAAGUAAUGUAAAUAUUUUGUCACGCCGCAAAUGACAUUUUGUCUUUAAAUUAGUAACCCUAUGAAUUGUGCAAAGCACGCAUAUUCCACUUAUUUUUUUAAUCUACAUUUUCAGGUCAUACACAGUGUGGUUUGGAUUUCAACAUUAGUUCAUAUUAGCACCGUAGCUGAGUAGUUUUGAGUGUUUAAGUGUGUACUACUGGUUUUGCUGAAACACAAAGGAAAUUAUGAUAAAUUGAUAAGCGGAUGCUGCUAAGCGUAAACAAUUCACCUUUACCAAUAUCACCCGAAGGUGUAACCAAUGACGUGCAUGGCUGUGUUGUCUGAAGCUUGUGCGUGAUUGUAUUAACUUGAGCAAUACUUAAUGGUUUAAUUGACUAAAGUGAGGGUAUAAGGCUGGCUGUGCAAUGCAGAUAGGGUCAAAUCAAUGCAUAUAUGGUCAGUUGAAUGUAUGGCAUUUGGCAGGUUAUGGCAUUUCCACUUGCAGUAAUCUCGCGUGAUAAUGUGUUCAGAUUUAGAGCAGUUAACGAACGUUGUAAAGUGUUUUUUUUCUUCAAAGAAAGAGCACUUUGUCCAUUGUUCGCAGAUAUCAAAAUUAAACACAUGGGCCAUAGUUGAGGUGCGAAUGUUGCUGCUUUACACAUUUGUCAUCAAAUGAGUGAGUACGAAUAUGCCUACUGCAAUAUAUGCUGCUAAAAUAAACACUUGCUAUCUCAGCAGUGUUCUUA